Messenger RNA from Rhododendron vialii, 624 nucleotides. RefSeq lists its product as uncharacterized. The transcript has a single exon. Bases 1 to 624 code for a protein of 207 amino acids. The record is from RefSeq and is a predicted model, not a curated record. Lineage: Eukaryota; Viridiplantae; Streptophyta; Magnoliopsida; Ericales; Ericaceae.
AUGGAUCAACCACCAGAAGAGGUCCAACCCGCAAAAACCUUCUACUUCAAAAACCUCCUAACCAUCCCACUCUUCUUCGCGACACUCGUCGACGGUCUCUUCACCCACCUCCCUCUCCUCUCCCAAUUCAACCCCUCCCCAUCUGCUUCUUCUCGUUUUGUUCUUUUGAUAAGCACUUCUCCUUUUAAUGUUUAUUCCAGCAUCGACUCCUCCCAAUGGACCAAACUCCUCGUCUUCCCAUUCUGCUACCUCGUCAUCCUCUUUGCUUUCCCUCUCCUCUCCGCCAUGGUCUCCACCCCCGUUGCCUCUCGCGAGCGCCUCUUCAUCACCCACCUCUGGGUCUCGCUUGCUAUGUUUGUUUACAAUGUUGCAGUUUCCGGGUCAGCCCUCGUCUUGGUCGCAAUCAAUGCCCAUAACUUGGGUUUGCAGCUGGUUUCCGCCUUCGUUCUGGGUUGCUUUGUGUUUCUUGUUGAUGAUGUGACGUUGUGGCGCUUGGCUUCAGUGCUUGAACCGGAUCAGGGAGUCGCUGCGAUGAAGAGGAGCUAUCUGUUGAUUUGUGGCGUUAAUGCGGUUUUCGCUUAUCUGUGCAUGGGCACUGAUUUGGUUAUCCUAAAAAAGAACUGA